Messenger RNA from Aspergillus glaucus CBS 516.65, 1653 nucleotides. Its product is annotated as Zn(II)2Cys6 transcription factor. The record is from RefSeq and is a predicted model, not a curated record. The transcript is spliced from 4 exons. Gene Ontology annotation, biological process: regulation of DNA-templated transcription. Gene Ontology annotation, molecular function: zinc ion binding; DNA-binding transcription factor activity, RNA polymerase II-specific. The coding region runs from base 192 to 1478 and encodes 428 amino acids. Lineage: Eukaryota; Fungi; Ascomycota; Eurotiomycetes; Eurotiales; Aspergillaceae.
UCAUUACAUGACUGCAUUUGUACAAGAGAGAUAAUAAAUAACUACAUACCACCCCAGGGGUAAUUCCCACUGAACUACUCCGUAUAUCCAACCUGGACGACGAUCACACCUUGGCGAGACGAGACGCCCCGCUCAGCCUCAUACCAGCCUAAAUACACACUGGCAGCUUUCAGCAACUACAGCUACUCACCAUGGACAGCAAUACCAACCUUAAAAAGCGAAAACCGCAUAAAAAAUCGCGACGCGGCUGUCAAACAUGCCGAACCCGCCGCGUAAAAUGCGACGAAACCCUCCCAAGCUGCAACCGCUGCACGCGAACAGGCUGGAAAUGCCAAUACCCAGACCCUCUUUCAUCCCCAUCUUCUAUACCAAGCUUCUUUCCCUCGCGCACCUUCAACACCCAGCGUGAAUACCAGUACUUCGACUUCUUCCGGUUCCAGACCGUGACUGAUCUCAGCGGCUGGUUUAGUUCGUAUUUCUGGCAUAGACUCGUCUUGCAAAUGAGUCAUUCGGAGGGGGUUGUGAAGAGGGUUGCUGUUGCGUUGGGGGCGUUGCAAAUGGAUGGUUCGUAUGCUGGGACUGAUCAGCGAAUGGCUUUGCAGUACUAUAAUGAGGCGUUAUCUGGGCUUCGGGGCUUGCUCGGUUCGACUGGGAUGCGAUCUAUUGAUGUCGCUUUGACAACAUGCAUCCUGAUUUCUUGUUUCGAAGUCUUCCGAAGAGACUACACAGCCGCGCAAAUGCACUAUACAAGCGGCCUAGAAAUCCUCAAGCUAUGGCGAGGAACAAAGACCUACACAACAGUCGACUAUCCAUACCCUUCACGCUCCCAAGCAGUAAUCCCCUGCUACGAACGCGCAUUAAUUGAACAUUUCUCCCUCCUAGAAACACAAAUCAUCUCAUUCCUCCAAUCCCGCCCCGGCUUCGCACAAGACGCCGUCCUUUUCGAACAAAGCAUUUCCAAGAUCCCGAUCCCGAUGGACUUCUCUACACUCAACGAAGCAAAAGAAACAUUUAUCUUAAUAAUGAACACGACAAUGAAUCUAUCCACGCGCGCUAAAAAUAGACUCGUCUUUAAAACGGAAGAUGAACCAGAACGCGAUGAAAACAGCCUCUUCCGCCAUCGCGAGACUUACAAUGCGUCUGUGCAGUUUGCGGCGAUUCUACGUACUCUUACGGGGGAGUGUCAGCUUGCGCUUACGCAGUGGAUGGAUGCCUUCGACACUCUAUAUCGUCGGAUACGCAGUAAUAUGUCCGUCCAGGAGACGAUGUCGACUUCUGUUCUGUGGCUAGUGUAUACCGUUCUCUACACGCUUUUCGCGCGAGACUUCUCGAAGGGGGAAAUGGGCUACGACACGCCUAGGCAUAAUGUCCUCCCUAUACUUCAUCGCGACAAAAUGCCGCCAUCGCGGUGUCAGGGAUAUGGCACUCUACGCACUCUCUGCAGCGCCGUUACAGGAGGGCUUGUGGAACCGGGAUAGCGCGUUCUUGAUGACGCGGGUGUUGGUUGAGAUGGAAGAGGAAUUUCGGAUUCCUGGGACUGUUGGGCCGGAGGGGAUUCCUGUGGAGGCGAGGAUUAUUGGGGUGAAUUUUUUGUUGAGGGCUGAGAUGGGGGAGUUGGUGCUUGUUGUUGAUAGGCUGGGGGAGAGGGUGGAG